Suillus fuscotomentosus is the source of this 528-nucleotide messenger RNA. RefSeq lists its product as uncharacterized. The record is from RefSeq and is a predicted model, not a curated record. The transcript is spliced from 3 exons. Bases 1 to 528 code for a protein of 175 amino acids. Lineage: Eukaryota; Fungi; Basidiomycota; Agaricomycetes; Boletales; Suillaceae.
AUGCAUGCUGCUGAAGCCGCCAUCAUCUCAAAUUUCCUUGGGCGUCCUGCACCUCUGAUCAGAUGCUGGUCACGACUCCGCCUCCCACAUGGUCAGAUUGCUCGUUCGGCAUGGAAAGAAAACGAGUCAUCUGCUGAGUAUAUACGAAUUUCACGCAAUUUCAAGUUCCGUCGCAACAAUGUUGAUGAGUUUGCUGAAGUCUUGUACUUCACACAAUUAGCUGUUCAAGCUAUACCCAAACUCACAUGGGCCAAUGUUGCUAUGGUAUCUGUUUAUUCUCGCCCUGACCAGCAGCUCCUUGACUUAUCACAUGGAACCGUGUGGUCAUGUACACAUGAUGGUGACAAAAAUCUCCAACUUAUUGAUGUCCAAACCAUCACCGCUGUUGUUGCAAUGAUUCCCCAUUGUCCCACUUUACCAUCUGGCAUCAUGGAAGAUAGGUAUUUCAUGGUUGAGAAGACUGGGCUUGAUGUCACACUAACAGGAGUUGAGGUCGAAGAGGAUGAUCAAGAGGAACAGGAUGAUUAA